AUGUCUUUAGAGCGUCUUAGGUGACCUGCCAAGUCAAGUGUUUGUGUAGUUGUAGGAGUGAGAGGCAGUGUGUAUGAGCACAAGUCACUGCUUCCUCUCCACUGCUCUCAUUGUAACAUCAGCUCUGCUCUGACUUCAUGUUUCUACCUGGACAUCAGGGAUCUAGACCAUUUCACACCUGUUCCUACAGAAGGGACCCAUCACUGCUCCGAUAACCUGCCUGACUGCUUCUACACAGCUGCCCCAGGCAUUGUUGUGGUAGGUACAAGCUUUUAAGAAGUUUGUAUAGCAACAUGCUGUAGUUAAUCUGGAAAGUGAAAGAGUAAAAGUACGUAGAUCUAAAUUCAUACAGACAACAUUGCUGGGAGCUGAGACUUUCUGUAGUCAUUGAUAUGGAAGUUGGAAGAGACGUCUCACAAGUGGGUUUGAUAUUUUGAUUUUCCUUUUUCUGUGCUAAGGAAGAAACACUACAAGACUUGGUUGACAGGUUGGAAAGAAACAGAUUCUUUGAGAGCUGGGACCAGACUUGGGAUGAAGAUGGAAUUGUUGAACUCAUCUCCAUAAGACACCCUACAGGAACUUUUUACUAAACCAAAUUUCUGCUGGAUACAACCAUAAUAUCAUUGUCUUACUACUACAACAAAACCCGCUUUCAUAAACAAUGUCAUGGUUGUCCACUUGAGAUGAAGAUGUUCAGAUAUCUUCUGCACCCUGGAGGAACUAACAUUCCACUUCUUAGAAAUGUUCUUUAAGACUAAUCAUAUUGGUUUAGUAGUGUCAAAGUCAAUUUGUCUUCCAAAAACAACAACAUUUAUAGACAUCACCGUGGAGCCUACCAGGAAAUGGGAGAACAUUAAGGCCUCUGGAAUACUGAAGUCAGUGAAGAACAGUGUUUAUCUCAUGCUUGUCUUGACCACUGGGGUCUCCUUGAUUCCACAUCAGAUCUUACAUUUAUAUGACAUGAGGCACAGGAGCAAGAUGCAUUUUUUCCGGAGUUAUUCCUACGAGAUUCAAGUGGACCAGAAAGGCGAGGACAUUGCCAGCAGCAUUCAAGGGAUCAGAUGGACCCCGCUUCCUGAUAUUGAAUCUCAAGAGGAGUACAGCCAAACCGUGAAACAGGUGGUGUCACAUAAAGUCUGGAGAGCAGCUAAAGUUCUGCGGACGUAUCUCCUUACCAUGUCGCCUGCACUGAUGCGUGAUAGAAAACACCAUUUUCGUAAUCACAGGCAGUGCUGUUCAGGGAAGGAGCUCGUGGACUGGUUAAUUGGCAUUAGCCCGGGUUUGCAGUCACGCAGCCAGGCUGUAGGAAUAUGGCAGGUACUGGUGGAAGAAGGAGCCCUGGUACAUGUUAGACAAGAACCAAAUUUCCAGGACAAGGAUUCACAGUUCUACAGAUUCUUUAAAGUUGAUCUGUUCUUAGAGUCGGCUCUUGGCGACCGAGAUACCGAGGAUGAACUACAAGAAUCUCUGGUGUUCCUUGCACAACUUGGACCAGCAGCUUUGCUUACAAUGAUUCUUCGCAAGCCUCCUUGUCAGCGCACUGAAGAAGAGCUGGAGGUGAUAUUCGAAGAGUUGCUACAUAUAAAGGCAGUUUCCCAUCUUUCCAACUCAGUAAAGAAGGAAUUGGCGUCAGUGCUGGUGUUUGAAUCUCACUCAAAAGCUGGAACAGUCUUGUUUAGCCAGGGUGAUAAAGGCACCUCUUGGUACAUUAUAUGGAAGGGUUCUGUGAAUGUGGUUACCCAUGGCAAGGGUUUGGUCACCACACUUCAUGAAGGAGAUGACUUUGGACAACUGGCUCUUGUCAACGAUGCCCCAAGAGCUGCAACCAUAGUAUUGAGAGAGGACAACUGCCACUUCUUGAGAGUUGACAAACAUGACUUCAACCGGAUUCUCAAGGAUGUAGAAGCCAACACAGUGCGACUAAAGGAACAUGGUAAAGUGGUAUUAGUGCUGGAAAAAACUUCUCACCUAUCUGGGAAUAACUUACCAACUUCAGUGCCUGGAAAUUAUAAGUACACUGUUAUGUCUGGAACAGCUGAUAAAAUCCUGGAGCAUUUGCUGGAGACAAUGAGGUUGGAUUCAUCUCUCAAUAACACAGAAGAUUCAUUUGCUGGUGAGUUCCUUCUGACACACAGCGUAUUCAUGCCAACAAAUCAACUGUGCCAAGCGUUGCUCCAUCAAUUCAAUGUGGAGCCAUCUGAAAUGAAUGAGCCUGAGAAGAUUACAUAUUCUCUCCACAAGAAGCAGAAUAUAGUGCGACUUGUCAGUCUCUGGGUAGAGCUCUAUGGCCGGCUGCUGGAGGCAGAACCAAGUGCAAAAAGUUUUCUGGAGAAAAUCUCAGAAUACAUCAGCAGGGAUCCUCGUUUGCUUCCAUUUGUGAAGGAAAAUUUUCAGGAUCGAAGGAAGACGAGAACACUGGACAAUUGUGGUGGAAACAUCUCACCUCAAAUUAAGAUUUCCAACUAUGGGAGCCUUCUGUCCAUUCAAGAUGAAGAUCAGCUUGUUAAUCCAUACACUAUCCAGGCCGACGAUAAAGUGCCUUAUGACAUAUAUCUACCAAACCAUUCUUGCGUUACCGGUAUGCUUGCGGUAAAUGCCACCGUUCAAGAAGUGAUAUCAUCGCUUGGCGCAAAGAACGGCUUCCACCGAGACUUAGUCUUAAUUAAAGUGAACUCUUCUGGAGAAAAAGUGUGCCUGAAACAUGAGGACAUUGGUGCCUUCACCUCUCUAGGAGUAAAUGAACGUCUUUUUAUCUGCAGUGCUCCAGACAUGAUCAAUCUGACUCCUUUACCUGAGCAAAUGGGACCAACCAGCAGUAAUUAUGACAUCCUAGAUCUCAUCAGCUCCAAGGACCUGGCUCAGCACAUGACAGAAAGUGACUGGAACCUCUUUAAGAGUGUGCACCAGGUGGAGUUGCUUUAUCACACAUUUGGGAAACAGCGGUUCCGUAACAGCACAACUGCUAAUCUGGAGAGGUUUAUAAAACGAUUUAAUGAGGUGCAGUUCUGGGUAGCAACCGAAGUCUGUCUGUGCCAAGACGACGAGAGGAGGACCCUGCUGUUGCGCAAAUUUAUCAAGCUGGCAGCACAUCUGAAGGAGCAGAAAAAUCUGAAUUCUUUCUUUGCUGUUAUGUUUGGCCUCAGUAACACAGCAGUGAGCCGAAUGUCCAGAACGUGGCAGCGGUUACCCAACAAAACCAGAAAGUUAUAUUCCAUCUUUGAAAGGCUCAUGGACCCCUCCUGGAAUCAUAGAUCCUACAGACUUGCUGUAGCCAAGCUCAGCCCUCCUCUCAUUCCAUUCCUUCCUCUUAUUCUAAAAGAUCUUACAUUUAUCCAUGAGGGCAAUAGAAGUACAUUGGACAACCUGGUAAACUUUGAGAAGAUGCGAAUGAUUGCAAAGACUAUCCAGAUGUUUCACAAUUAUCGCAGCCAGAGCUACAUUCCUCUUUCGCCUCUGCGGUCACGACCACUACACGUCCUGGAUGAAGCCACUCAUGUUCGGAUGUCCACAAGUUCAGAAUACUCUGUAAAUUUCAGAAGUCCAGCAGCCACAUGGGCCUAUAUCCAGAAUAUGAAGGUGAUCGACAACCAAAAAAGAUUAAUGGAGUUGUCACGCAGCUUGGAGCCAUCCUGAUCCACAUAAACUAUAAGGAUGUAUAUGGAAAUGCAAGGGUGGUCAAGAAUUUAAUCCCUGCAUCAGGGACAGAGGACUUUAAUGGACCACAGCCAGUCCAAUAUCUGGACUCUUCCGAUGUAGAGGGUGUACACUAACUCCUCUACUCCACUGAUACUGGAUCAAUACUUCAUUCCCUCUCCCGAGUUUAUAAUAUUUGUAGAUCAGGGAAAUGUAUAGAUUAGACCACAAACAUUAUUCUUCACUCCUAAUGGAUUAUAGGAGGUGAUGGACUUUUUAUGUUUGGUCAUAUUUGUAUUUUGUUGUAUUUUUUAAAAUAUAUCUUGGUAAAUUAAUGCAGGAACAGGUUUUUUGAGCUUCAAUUGUUCUACUUCACAUAUUAAUGUAUAUAAUAAAAAAAAAGUAUAUUAAGAUCCUAAUGAAUGCAAAUUGUUCUAGAAGUAUGUGCCAUUCAUUUUAUGUAUAUUCGAUAUAGAUCUCUCAAAGAGAGAACAUAUAUACCGUAGUUCUUUCCUUGUAGAAGAGAAUGCUGGUGCACAGGAAAGGGAACAUUGAGCCCGUAUGAAGAGAAGGCCCUUACCUACACAUUUUCCAAGUAGCAGAAAAACAUGAAUGGUUUCUGGAAGAUAGGAAUCAGAUCUGUAGUCUCAGAAAUGGCACAAUUCACUUCAA
Messenger RNA from Bufo gargarizans (Asiatic toad), 4305 nucleotides. It is a transcript of the gene RAPGEF3, whose product is annotated as Rap guanine nucleotide exchange factor 3. Gene Ontology annotation, cellular component: plasma membrane. The transcript is spliced from 27 exons. Gene Ontology annotation, molecular function: guanyl-nucleotide exchange factor activity. The record is from RefSeq and is a predicted model, not a curated record. Lineage: Eukaryota; Metazoa; Chordata; Amphibia; Anura; Bufonidae. Gene Ontology annotation, biological process: positive regulation of GTPase activity; Ras protein signal transduction. Bases 742 to 3633 code for a protein of 963 amino acids.